GCCAACCAAACUGUACACUUGUCAUUUUCUUGUCAAGCUGGAGCACCCUCAAGGUCCCAGCUCAUAACUUAUUUUAAUUCAAAGUAAUCACACGAAAUGGCUGAUACGGCGACUGAAAUUCCUAUAAACAUCGAGGAGGGUGUGAGAGAAGCAGUGAAAAAUGUUACAGACCGGCCACCAUCGAGUAUUGAGGGCGUCGCGAUUGCCUACUUAAGUUUAGUUAUUAUGGCUAUUUUGCCGAUAUUUUUCGGUUCAUUUCGUUCAGUGAAGUACCUUAAGGAGCAAAAGGAAUCAGGCGAGCGCGCCGAGACGAUGUCAAACAAGGACGCACUGAUGUUCCCUCUCAUCGCGUCGUGCGCGCUCUUCGCUCUCUACGUGUUCUUCCAGAUCUUCUCCAAGGAGUACAUCAAUCUGCUGCUCACUGGGUACUUCUUCUUCCUUGGAGUGCUGGCUCUGAGCCAUCUGUUGAGCCCCAUCAUCUCGUUCCUAGUACCCGCCUCGGUACCGAACGUACCAUACCACAUCCACUUCACUCGCGGCGAGCGAGACCAGCGGGCUGAUAUAGUCAACUACAAGUUCACCAGCUAUGACGUCAUCUGUGUGUGCAUCUCGCUGUGUCUGGGUGCCUGGUACCUGUUCAAGAAAGUAAGUACAUGUCACUGGUACCACAUCUACUUCACUCGCGGCGAACGAGACCAGCGGGCUGAUAUAGUCAACUACAGGUUCACCAGCUAUGACGUCAUCUGUGUGUGCAUCUCGCUGUGUCUGGGUGCCUGGUACCUGUUCAAGAAACACUGGAUCGCAAACAACCUCUUCGGGAUCGCCUUUGCCAUCAACGGAGUGGAACUUCUCCACCUAAACAACGUGGUCACCGGCUGCAUCCUGCUCUGCGGACUGUUCCUGUACGACAUCUUCUGGGUGUUCGGGACCAAUGUCAUGGUCACCGUGGCCAAGUCCUUCGAGGCUCCCAUCAAACUGGUGUUCCCCCAAGACCUGCUAGUGAACGGUCUGAACGCGUCCAACUUCGCGAUGCUCGGGCUCGGCGACAUCGUCGUCCCUGGCAUCUUCAUCGCGCUCCUGCUCCGCUUCGACAAGAGCCUCAAGCGCGGCUCCGAGUUCUACUUCCGCGCCACCUUCUCCGCGUACAUCCUGGGCCUGCUGGCGACGAUCCUGGUGAUGCACGUGUUUAAGCACGCUCAGCCGGCGCUGCUGUACUUGGUCCCGGCGUGUUUGGGCACGCCGCUCGCGCUCGCGUUGCUGCGCGGCGAUAUACAUGCGCUGUUCAACUAUGAAGACCAGCCAGCCCUCGUAGAGGAAGACACCAAGGCGAAGAAGACUGAGUAAGAAGCACUAAACAUGACGCAAGCGCACAGCCAGUACCAGGCCUCGUACAAGGUCACUGUAGAGUGUAGCAUACAACCACGGAAUACGGUACAUGUGUACAUACUGUUAACAAUGCAAAAUAUUAGGAAUUUCAAUGCACAAAGUUUAAUGCCACUAGCUGAUCGGAGUCAUAAUCGAUUUAUAACGUUAACUUUCCAGAAUGUAAUAUUUGUAAUUCAAGCCCCACCUGGCUGGCAACCAAGAUUCCGACGGUCCAAGGUCAGUACUUGGUCGGUUCGCAACACAAUUUGGCAAAUCGUCUUUACUAUUCGGUCGGAACUACCGAGGUCGGGUCGGAAGCGUAGUUGUCGACCGUGUAGUAACCGCUUUAUCCUAGUACUUUAUGUAUCUGAAUUUUGUCAUUUGUGGUGUUGCCACGUUAAAAAAUAUGAAACAUGUUUUGCGAGUAGCAAAAAUGACUUUAUGGUUAUGUAAAUGCGUGCUUUUGAUUCGAAACAUUGACAGGUCACAUUUAAUAGUAUGUGAGCGCAUAUAUACAGUGUGUUUUCUGUAACAGGAGCAAUAAAUUAAACUGUAGGCUGUACUCCUCAAACUAACCAACAUUUGUUCAGCAACUUUUGAAAAUAACUCAUGUUUUGAUUUUUAUUACACUUUAAAGUUUAUUCUAAGACGCAAUGUAUUGCAAAUUUUGUUAUGUUAAAAGCGUGACAAAUAACGUCAAACACACUGAUGUCAGCGUACAUUGAAGGCAAUAUUUAUUUUGUAUGAAAAAGAGGAAGUCUAAAGGAUUCAUAUUUUUUAAAAGUUGCUGAACAAAUGUUGGUCAGGUUGAGGAGUACAGCCUUUAGUUUAAUUUAUUGCUCCUGUGACAGGAAGCACCCUGUAUAACCUAACUGCAUUUUGUUUGACUGUGUUGUGAUUUUUUUUUACAAACACGUUCUAUGUGAAGACUUGUUAAAAAUAAAAUGUCUACACAAUAAGGGUUUAAGUCUUCCUUAACUCUUGUAAAUUGGAUCUUAAACUACUAACAAGGUAUAAAAUUGAAAUAUUUAGGCUUCUAUGAAGUUAAAAUGGCUACUGUUACGUAUAUAUGUACAGCCUCUUAAAAAAGUUAUGUAUGAAUUCACUUGGCUCUUGGGCCAAUUUAUAAAAUAUUGCAUUUGAUGAUACCAGGUUCAAAACCUGACCGAGAUAUGUGACAUUAAUUAUAAUUUAUAACAUGAGCCCGUCCUAAACUGAAUAUUAUGACAGUUUAAAAUCAUCUAAUGUCGAAAUAAUAUUUGCCCAUUUGCGGAUAAUAUUGAGUACCUAUAAUAAAAUUUAGAAGUCCAUUAAAGGACGCAGCGGCAUUUUUUUGCCACUUGCAGUAGUGGACAGGCUAUAUAAAAAAUUGAUACACUGCCACUGUUCUUUAUAGAAAACUUAAAAAAAAUAACAAUAUUGGAUCUGCCCAAUAGUGGGACGAGGCUGGUCAUCUUCCGCAUAAUAUCUUCCAGUGUGGGAGUAUGUUAAGGCUAAGGGAAGGGAAUAUACCUAUAGCCCGUGCUAUAUGCAUAAUUUACUUAUAGGUUGUAAUAAAUGUAACUUGGUGUUUCCCUGCUGUGUACACUUUUCUAUAUCCUUGAUUUAUAAAUUUUAUAAUCUGUUUAUACACGUCUUAUUUAUAAAUAUUAAAUAGUUUUAUCUCUUUCUUUCUGUUAGAUGCAAGGAAGAGACAAGACAUGGAUAAAUAAACUGUGAAACAUUUCUUUGUUAACGAAAUUAUACUUUUGUGUUGUUUCCAUGUGCAAAUGCAAUUAGAUUUAUAAGUUUAUUUUUGUUACGAAUCUAGUUUUCAAAUUAUAAUAUAUAUUAUUUUUGUAUUUUGGGAGUUACCAAUAGUCACAAUCUUAUAGAAGUCGCACCAAACAAAGUCUGCAGCGGAUUUGAUAGCCCACGCAGUGUAAGUGUUAUGUAUACGUCAUAAUUUCAUAGAAGUUUGACGUUUAAAAUGACACUUGCACUGCGUGGGCUAUCAAAAUCGCUGCAGACUUUUUGCUGCGGUCUGACUAUAUUUCUUUUGAAAUGUAUUCUUCGCACUGGCAACCCUGAGGAUGCGUUUUCGAAAAAAAAUCUAAUUUAUAAAAAAAACCACGCGGCGAAUCAGUGCUGACAACAUUCCGAGAUGUUUCGUUACACGCACGCCUCUAGAAUAAUGUAUAGUUUGACUGUAAGGACGUACUUACACAGUAUAUAUUAUGAUAAAUGUGAAUAUUUUUGGCCUUUUUAUGGACUCUAAGAAUUCCAGACGGAUGUAAGCGUGAGGUGACGGAUCGCCGAAUGAUGAAAUGUAAUAAAAUACGUCAAUAUA
Cydia fagiglandana is the source of this 3694-nucleotide messenger RNA. RefSeq names its product minor histocompatibility antigen H13. The record is from RefSeq and is a predicted model, not a curated record. Bases 97 to 1344 code for a protein of 415 amino acids. Lineage: Eukaryota; Metazoa; Arthropoda; Insecta; Lepidoptera; Tortricidae. Gene Ontology annotation, biological process: membrane protein proteolysis. Gene Ontology annotation, molecular function: aspartic endopeptidase activity, intramembrane cleaving. The transcript has 6 exons. Gene Ontology annotation, cellular component: lumenal side of endoplasmic reticulum membrane; membrane; cytoplasmic side of endoplasmic reticulum membrane.